Myripristis murdjan (pinecone soldierfish) is the source of this 6764-nucleotide messenger RNA. RefSeq names its product phospholipase C like 2 (gene plcl2). Bases 254 to 3586 code for a protein of 1110 amino acids. Gene Ontology annotation, molecular function: phosphatidylinositol-4,5-bisphosphate phospholipase C activity. The record is from RefSeq and is a predicted model, not a curated record. NCBI's taxonomy places the organism in Eukaryota, Metazoa, Chordata, Actinopteri, Holocentriformes, Holocentridae. Gene Ontology annotation, biological process: gamma-aminobutyric acid signaling pathway; regulation of synaptic transmission, GABAergic; phosphatidylinositol-mediated signaling. The transcript has 7 exons.
CGGAGGCUGCUCGCCUUGGCACAAUGCAUGGAGCAACCCCCUCUGCUCACAGGAGCCUGACAGAUAUGUGCACCGAGAGAUGAUACGGCAGGAUUUUGUGCAGAUGUUGUAACGAGGCGGUAGGAGAGGCAGGAAAUCGGAGGAAAGCUGAAAACACAAGGCUUUGCUACCCAGCAGCUUGCCAGCUAGUGUGUGUGUGUGUGUGUAUGUGUGUGUGUGCGUGCGUGCGUGUGUCUGUGUGCUAGAAGUGCCUAUGGCGGAGUUUGGGGAGGACGACAGCUCGCCUCCAUUGAAUCCCGGGGAUGCAGCCGUGCCCAGCGACGAGGCAGCUGGCAAGACGCAUUGCGAAGUGUCGGUCUUGAACGGGGACUGUGGGAUAUCAGCAAACAUGGUCGGCUCCGGAUCCCUCGCCGUACCUGGCAGCCAAGCCGGGCUCGAAGCCGCCAACACCUCUGCCGGAUUGGAUGCCAAAUCUGGAAUACCACGCAGGAGCAGCAUUAUCAAGGAUGGCUCAAGACAGCGUAAAGAGAGGAAGAAGACGGUGUCAUUCAGCAGCAUGCCCACUGAGAAGAAAAUCAGCAGUGCAAGUGACUGUAUCAGUGCAAUGGUAGAUGGCUCAGAGCUGAAGAAGGUGCGUUCCAACUCGCGCAUUUACCACCGCUACUUUCUCCUUGAUGCCGACAUGCAGUCUCUGAGAUGGGAGCCCUCAAAGAAGGAGUCAGAGAAAGCCAAAAUUGAUGUCAAAUCCAUCAAGGAGGUUCGGACAGGGAAAAAUACAGACAUGUUCAGAACUAAUGGAACCUAUGAUCAGAUAUCAGAGGACUGUGCUUUCUCAAUUAUCUAUGGAGAGAACUAUGAAUCUCUGGACUUGGUGGCAAACACUGCAGAUGUGGCCAACAUAUGGGUUACAGGCCUGAGGUACCUGAUAUCCUAUGGAAAGCAUACCUUGAAUAUGAUUGAGAGCAGUCAGAACAACAUGCGCUCAUCUUGGCUGGGUGAACUGUUUGAUGAGGCAGAUGUUAACAACAGCAAACAGAUAAGCAUAUGUGCUGCUGUGCAGCUAAUCAAAAAGCUUAACCCAGGGCUUAAAAAUGUUAAAAUAGAACUGAAGUUUAAGGAGUUUCACAAAGCUAAAGACAAAGUUAGUUCUGAUGUGACAAAGGAGGAGUUCAUUGAGGUGUUUCAUGAUCUUUGUACAAGACCGGAAAUUUAUUUCCUCCUUGUUCAGUUCUCCAGCAACAAGGAAUUUCUGGAUACUAAAGACUUAAUGAUAUUUUUAGAGGCAGAGCAGGGUAUGGCUCAAGUGAGUGAGGACACCAGUUUAGAGGUCAUUCAGAAUUAUGAACCCUCUAAAGAGGGCCAGCUCAAGGGCUGGCUUUCUCUUGAUGGGUUCACAAAUUACCUUAUGUCGCCAGAGUGCCAUCUUUUUGACCCUGAACAAAAAACAGUGUGCCAAGACAUGAACCAGCCCUUGUCCCACUAUUACAUCAAUGCAUCACACAACACGUACCUGAUAGAGGAUCAGUUUAGAGGUCCUUCUGACAUCACAGGUUACAUCCGUGCCCUCAAGAUGGGCUGCCGCAGUGUAGAGCUAGAUGUAUGGGAUGGGCCUGAUAAUGAACCUGUUAUUUACACUGGUCACACCAUGACCUCACAGAUAGUUUUUCGCAGUGUCAUUGACAUCAUCAACAAGUACGCCUUUGUUGCAUCUGAGUUUCCACUGAUACUGUGUCUGGAAAACCAUUGCUCCUUAAAGCAGCAGAGAGUCAUGUUUCAGCACCUGAAGAAGAUCCUUGGGGACAAGCUCCAUCUAGAUCCGCCCAAACCUGAGGACUUCUACCUCCCAUCCCCCUCUGACCUGAAGGGCAAGAUUUUGCUGAAAGGUAAGAAACUGAGCACGAACUGCACUGGUUCAGAGGGUGAGGUGACAGAUGAGGAUGAGGGGGCAGAGAUGUCUCAGAGGAUGAGCAUCGAGUCUGCAGAGCAACAGAAUGUUGCACCCAAGAAAUUUCAGCUGUCCAAGGACCUCUCUGACCUGGUGACUUUGUGUAAGUCUGUAGAGUUCAAAGACUUCCCAACAUCUUUCCAGAACCAGAAGCACUGGGAGCUCUGCUCUUUCAAUGAGGUCUUUGCCAGUCGCUGUGCCAGUGACUUUCCAGGUGACUUUGUAAACUACAACAAGAAGUUCCUAGCUCGAGUCUACCCUAGCCCCAUGCGGAUUGACUCCAGCAACAUGAAUCCUCAAGAUUUUUGGAAGUGUGGCUGUCAGAUAGUGGCAAUGAACUACCAAACACCUGGCCUGAUGAUGGAUUUAAACAUUGGAUGGUUCCGUCAGAAUGGAAACUGUGGCUAUGUGCUGCGUCCAGCCAUCAUGAGGGAGCAGGUUUCGUAUUUCAGUGCCAACACUAAAGAUUCAGUGCCUGGUGUGUCCCCACAGCUCUUACACAUCAAAAUCAUUAGUGGACAGAACUUUCCCAAACCCAAAGGCUCAGCUGCUAAAGGUGAUGUAGUAGAUCCUUAUGUGUAUGUGGAAAUCCAUGGCAUCCCUGCCGACUGUGCUGAACAAAGGACUAAAACAGUGAACCAGAACGGGGACAACCCUCUGUUCGAUGAAAGCUUUGAGUUUCAGAUAAACCUCCCUGAGCUGGCCAUGGUGCGCUUUGUGGUGCUGGAUGAUGACUACAUUGGCGAUGAAUUUAUUGGCCAAUAUACAAUUCCCUUUGAGUGUCUCCAACCAGGCUUCCGCCAUAUACCACUACAGUCUCUGACAGGGGAGGUUCUGCCACACACCUGGCUAUUUGUUCAUGUGGCCAUAACCAAUCGAAGAGGAGGUGGCAAACCACACAAACGAGGACUGUCUGUUCGGAAGGGCAAGAGGAGUCGAGAGUAUGCCACCAUGCGAGUGCUGCUGAUCAAGGCUGUGGAUGAUGUCUUCAAGAUGGCCGUGUUGCCGUUGAGGGAGGCAACAGACCUCAGAGAAAACAUGCAGAACGCCAUAGUGCCCUUCAAAGAGCUAUGUGGCCUUUCUGCAGUAGCUAACUUGAAGCAGUGCAUCCUGGCCCUUUCCCCUCGCCUGACUGGACCCGACAACAACCCCCUUCUGGUGUUCAACCUCAAAGAGCAGUACCCCACCUUGGAGCCCCAGGGGCUGCUGCCAGAGGUCCUCAAGAAGGUGGUCACCACCUACGAUAUGAUGAUCCAGACCAGCAAGACUCUGCUAGAGAGCUCCGAGGGGGUGUACGAGAGAAUUCUGCAAACCCAAAAAGCAGCGAUGGAGUUUCACGAGAACCUCCACGACAUGGCGGUGAAGGAAGGCCUGAAGGGCAGGAAGCUGCACAAGGCGGUGGAGAGCUUCACGUGGAACAUCACCAUACUCAAGGGCCAGGCAGAUCUGCUGAAGCACGCCAGGAGUGAAGUGCAGGAGAACCUCAAGCAGAUCCACUACGCUGCUCUCACCUGCAACCUGUGCGUGGGCGGCCCGGCCGGCGGCUCCUCCGGCUCCAGCGAGUCCAAGAGCCGCCGCAGCCUGGAGGCCAUCCCCGAGAAGGCCACCGGGGAGGACGAGCUCACCGACGAGGACAACUGAAGACCCACAUUCCUGCUUUGGCGCUGACCCACCGGCACCGAGGCCCCGCGAUGAUCUGACCCGCCCCGCCCCGCCCCCUGAUUCUGCCUCCUGAGCUCGAAGCUCAAAGCUCUCGACUCCGCCACACAGUGUCCUUACCCCGGCAUUACCACUCUGCUUCUCCACAUCACCUAGUGCACAUUCCUGAAACCCAAGCACAGUUAGAACCUGUCCCACAAUCCUGCCUUAGAGUCAUCAUUUCAAGGUCACCGCACACACAACCUAGCCAACCUCACAUCCCGGCCAACACGAGGAUAGUGAAAGUGAGAAAUAACGCAGGUUUUUUUUAAAAUUUGGAACGGUGUGAAAAACGGUUAGAUCUUGAAAGGUUUCGGAAAUAAACAUAUAUAUAUAUUUUUUUUCUUAUAUACAUAUACUGCUAACUAGACAUUUAGUUUUGCCCAGCCUUGAUUCUAAAUGAAAUCUUUUAAAUCCAUACUGCAGUAAUUCAAUGCCUCUUCAUGUUCACCACGGUGCCACACAUCAGCGUCCCCACACCCCAGAGCGUGAGGCUAUCUCUUCAGUCCACAGUCCCCCGAUCGUUCUUCCAACCCCGACGUUCAUUUUCUGGUGAGCUGGGAGAGCCAAGUGAACUAGCAGCCACGGGACCUUGCGGCAUUGACCCACUGUUAAAGAGACAUUGCACUUAUAUUUAGUAGACCGGAGAGUAACCCUAGGAGACAAAAAAAAAAAAAAAAAAAAAAAUAGCCCUUGGAUCAGUCAAAGGAUUUCUUAAAGCACAAUUUUCCAAAGGGGUUUCUUUCCAAUGUGAAACUGGAGCUAUGAAUGUAAUAGGAAAGAGAGAGCAAUUGGAAGGAGCUGGAGGUGCAAAGAAUGAAGGAAAAAGGAAGAGAAGAAUGAAUGAAUGAUAGAAGUGAGCUGUUUACAAUAUUGAACUUGUUCAUCUUCUCGUUUGCCAAAAUAGUAUAAUAUACUAUGUGUAUAUAUGGAGUUUCCUGUUACUUUUUUUCUGCAAAGUGCAUCAUUUUAUUAUUGUACACUUGGAAAUAAGAUUUAUUUUAUAAAAGAUAAACGGCGUGUGUGGAGAAAAGAAAUAUUUUAUUUGUCUGUACAGAUCUGAUAUUGGGUGGGCGUCACUACAAAGUGACCUUUGAACUUUCCCGCUGGAGAGUUCUUUCCGUUGAGACAGAGGGGCGAAUAAGAGAAUGUAAAUCUCAGCAUGUGUGGCGCGAAAACCACGGCGGUCCAAGUCUCAAUAAUCACAACCAGCAGCCGCGUGAGAAGGAACCAGAAACGGAUGUUGGAAACAGGCACAGCAAGCGCCAAAAAAAAAAAAAAAAAAAAAAAAAAAACAGUUUGGAGGGUGACGCGUUUUCAUAUUUUAGCUGCGUACACACCGUGUCCACGUGUCAUCCGAGAGGACUUUUCAGCUAGAAAAUAGCAGCGCUUUUUUGGAAACGAUCCCUGCUUUCUAGAGUGCCAAAAUGUUUUGAGCCGCUCCACGUUACACCGAGAAUCAUGUGCAUUUUCAUAUUUCACCAAGCACCCCCUUUGCACAUUGACCUCUGGAAGUCUGCAGCCCUUACAGAGAGCAGGAGUUUUGAUAUCUCACUUUCAGCUGUGCUCCCAAGCUGUUCCAGUGUAAUUCAAAAUAUCUUAAUGAGAAAUCUGGUAUGGUUGGUUGGAUAGCUCAUUCUCUUGUUUACUUGCAAUCAUUUGGUUCAGUUAUUUUUGCUAUAUUCUCAUUGGAUAUCUGCACGUCUGGAUUGCAGACUUGGGGGGGAAAAAAAGGAACCAUGGUCUUAAUUUUUUAAGUGCUCAGAUUUUAGCCGUUGAAUCACCUGAUGUGUCACCUUGGCCCGGUCCUGUAGUUAUGGGCUUCACUGUGUUUUUCGUCGUGCUAUUUGCAAACCGUGCAAUGCAAAGUGCAGACCUGUGUUAACUUAUACUUGAAGUGCUUUCAAUGACCGUGGUUUGAGAGUUUGUUGGAGCCUGUCUGGACAGCCAGCGUGCAGGAGUAGCACUUUUUGGACACGUCGGAUGGUUCCCGUCUGCCAGGCAAGUCAAAUGAGUCAGAAUAGAGAAGGAGCCUUUUGAAAGACUUUCAGCUGUUACUCAGGUCUGGCGAGAUGGCGGAGAAAGAUAGUGACUUCACAGUAAUAAUAGCUUCUCAACCAUUCCUGGUGACAAACUAUUACUCAAUCCACAAUUACCGUGUGAUAUAAUUGUGCCUCAUUACUGCUACUCAAAUCUGUCAGGAGAAGUUAGAGGUGAGAAAAGACACAUUUCUUCCUCGCGGUUUUUUGUCUCUCACCCCGUCUUUCCCCCACGUUGCGUCAGUAGUUUUUCCCGCUCGCUCUUCAUUAUACAGUCCAUGUCCUUUAGUUUGCAUCUCAAAUCUCCCAAAUAGAAUUAAUUUAUACAUGUGUACCCCUCGUAAUUGGACAAAGAAAGCUUCAUCUCGAGGAUCAUAUGCCAAGUGCAUCAUCUUUAUGACCCUCUAGGCAAAAACUAAAAAAACUUAAGAGUGGCAGCAGAUGCUCUAAUUAUGCCACAACACAUUAGCUUGAUGGAGCCUUCAAUAAAAAUCUGGCACAACUGAGGCCAAGUCUUGCUGCAUUUUUAACCUAAAAUUCUGCACUGCUAUUCCUGUUUUUCAUGGACUUUUUUUUUUUUUUGGAGCACGGACCAUGAUGUUUGGCAAGAUAUCGAUUACCAGCAAGAAAUCGGUUUUGUAAACUUGCUGUUUUAUUUCCAGACUUCUUUUUUUUUUUCUUCUCUUGAUGCAGAGCAAUGCCCCUUUGGGACUGGACUGUAAAAUGAAGUGCAAGUAUUUCUCUUUUUCUUUCUUUUUUUUCUCUUUUUUUUUUUUUAAAUAUGUGUGCGGCUCGUUUUCUUCUCAGUGCUGAAACAGUGUUGUGCCCCUCGGUUUAAAAUGCCACUUUCUUGCAGAUCGCACGACUCACCGCCAGUGUUUUAGCUGGACCCACAGCAGGACAAACAUCGUUGUCUCUGGAUUUCAAGUGCUGUGAAAGGUGUUGUAUUUAUAACUGUUGUUGAACAUUUCUACUGAUGGAGAGGAGGAUGAAGAAAAAAAAAAAAUUCAGACUGUACUCCAGUUUUGUCUCUUUAUCUGUCAAGUCCACGAAACCCUCUGAAUAAACUAUGUUGAAUAGUU